AUGGCACGGGAUGUGCUACAAACAAUUCAUUAUGAUCGCUUGCGUUCAAAUAAAUAUGUAUUAUGUACCUUGAAUCAAGAGAAAGUUUUACCUGAAGCCAUUAAAUUAUUGGAAGAAAAUUCAGCAAAAGCUAUUGAAAU
Messenger RNA from Racocetra fulgida, 140 nucleotides. Lineage: Eukaryota; Fungi; Glomeromycota; Glomeromycetes; Diversisporales; Gigasporaceae. The record is from the annotation of a GenBank genome assembly.